AUGGGAGGAAUGAGCGGCAUGGGAGGGAUGAGUUCCGUGGGAGGCUUUGUUGGGUAUGGAGGCAUGGGCGAUAUUGGAGCAAUGGGUGGCAUGGGAGCUCCUCUAGGUGGAUUCAUGGAUUCCAUGGUUGCUCAUAUGCCUUCUAUGCUUACUACGAAUGAUGGCUUCGUACCAUCUCUGAUUCAUUCCACUCAUGCACACACAUCCAAAAUUGCAAAUGGUGAUGAAACAAAAGAUGCAGAUGCAAAAGAUGAUGGUGAAGGUGAUGAAGAUUGA
Lolium perenne is the source of this 276-nucleotide messenger RNA. Lineage: Eukaryota; Viridiplantae; Streptophyta; Magnoliopsida; Poales; Poaceae. The record is from RefSeq and is a predicted model, not a curated record.